AUGGCCCCCAACCCAUCGUGCUCUGCCCUCGCAGCUGCGAAGGAUAAGAAAGGUUUGUCCUAUGGACAGAUCGCAUCUGCCCUUGGUGAGCCUGAACAGCAUGUUAUCGAUGUGUGCACCGGAAAGAAACGCCCCACGGAUGCUGAAUUUGAUGCACUUGCACGCGUGUUGGACAUUAAAUCGCAAGUACCGCAUGAAGGCGUACACGCCACCAACUAG
Messenger RNA from Fomitiporia mediterranea MF3/22, 219 nucleotides. RefSeq lists its product as uncharacterized. Gene Ontology annotation, molecular function: DNA binding. The transcript has 3 exons. The record is from RefSeq and is a predicted model, not a curated record. NCBI's taxonomy places the organism in Eukaryota, Fungi, Basidiomycota, Agaricomycetes, Hymenochaetales, Hymenochaetaceae. The coding region runs from base 1 to 219 and encodes 72 amino acids.